AUGGGUUCGAAUCCCAUCAAGGUGCACAAUAUUGAUAAUAAGGACUUUUUCCUUUCUUCCUCAGGUCUCUUCCCACACAUCUUCAACCUUGCCACCAGGGCCCGCAUCACCACCAAUGCAACCUGCGGCGAGAGACAACCCGAGAUGUACUGCCGACUGGUGGAGCACGUCCCCAUGGGUGAGAUGCAGAUGGAGCCAGACCACGCCCAGUGCCAGCUCUGCGACGUGUACAGCCAGGAUCCCACACAGAGGCAUUGGAUCUACAACGCCAUCGAUGGGACUAACUCCUGGUGGCAGAGCCCUACCUUAGCCAAUGGGAAGCAUUAUCACUGGGUUACGAUAACGCUGGAUCUACAACAGGUCUUCAAUAUAGCCUACAUCAUUGUCAAAGCAGCUAAUGCCCCCCGACCUGGCAACUGGAUCCUAGAACAUUCAAUAGACGGUAUUAACUUCAAUCCAUGGCAGUAUUACGCCAUCUCUGACGUGGAGUGCUUACGACUUUACGGCAUUGCCCCAGCUAUUGGGAUGCAUCGAUUUAUCAGAGAUGACGAAGUCAUCUGCACCUCGUAUUAUUCCCAGCUUGAGCCACUCAGUAAUGGCGAGAUUCAUACCUCAAUUGUGAACGGCAGGCCGAGUCGACGAAACCCGAGUGAGACGCUUAUGAAAUUCAUGGCUGCAAGAUUUGUGAGGCUACGAUUUCAGAAGAUCCGUACACUCCAUGGGGGUCUGAUGGCUUAUGGGAAAAACGGCUUCAUUGACGAGAACGUACACCGACGGUAUUUCUACUCCAUCAAGGAUAUCUCUAUAGGAGGGCAGUGUAUAUGCUUCGGUCAUGCCAGCUCUUGCAUACAAGACCCAGAAGUAGCACCAGAUCAACCGGUGCUGAAGUGUGUCUGUGAGCAUAACACCUGCGGUGAAAGCUGUAAUGAAUGCUGCCAGGGAUUCGUCCAGAAAACUUGGAAGCCAGGCAGUAGGGAUCAGAGCAAUGAGUGUGAACCAUGUAACUGUCACGGCCACUCUGAUACCUGUUACUAUGACGAGGCAGUCGACAUGGCCCAUCAAAGCCUGGAUAUCCAUGGUAACUAUGAAGGGGGCGGAGUCUGCGUCGGUUGCCGUGAUGGCACCACGGGGAUCAACUGUGAGAUGUGCGUUGAUGGGACGUACAGACCGCUGGGAAUAGAGACUAACGAUCCACAACCCUGUGUCCCUUGUGAUUGCAGUGUUGUGGGUACUCGUAGAGACGAUACAACCAAUAGGCUGCUUGUCUGUGCCAAGGAUGAAAGCCGAAUGUAUGAGGGCUUGAACCCAGGUGAUUGCUUCUGCAAGCCAGGCUAUGCCGGUCAGCGAUGUGAUCAAUGUGCAAGAGGUUACUUUGGUUAUCCAUACUGCCAGCCGUGCCAAUGUAACCUGGCAGGCAGUCGCAACCCAGAUGCCUGCGAAGGACCAUGCGACUGUAAAGAAAAUGUGAUUGGACAGAGUUGUGAUCAGUGUAAAUCCGGGUACUUCAAUCUAAAUGAGGAAGAUGAAGCAGGGUGCACAAGGUGUUUCUGUUUUGGCUUGUCCACUGUGUGUGAGAGCAUACCCUGGGGUAUUGAAAAGAUCAGAGACAUGAAUGACUGGAUUGUUACCAAUCAAGAAACCUCUGCUUAUGUAACCCCACGCAUCGCUGGACCAAACAUGAUUGCCAUCAACCAUCUGGAGGCUAGGAAGCAGCUGCAGGCCGAUAACUACUUCUGGCGUGCCCCCCGACCCUACCUGGGAAAUAAGCUGACUGCCUAUGGUGGCCGGCUUCAGUUCGCAGUGUCUUACAAGGAUCAACCUGGCAAACAGGCCGACCCAACAACAGAUAUUGAUGUCAUCAUGGAGGGUAACGGCAUUUCCAUCUACAAAAACUCGCUGGUAGUCAUGCCUGAUACCAAGGAGACGGUGGUGAUAACAAUGACAGAGCGUGAUUGGCACCGGUUAGCUCCUAACACUGACCUGGGGGAGGGGUCACGAGGACAACCGGCCACCCAAGCCGACUUCAUGUCCGUGCUGAGUGGGUUGGAAAAACUGAUGAUCCGGGCGGUGUACAGCUCUGGUGUGGUAGAGUCUAGACUGAGUGACGUCAGUUUGGAAACGGCAUCUGAAGAAGCGACUGAUCCUGGCAUCUUUGCAAGCAUUGAGCAGUGUACAUGCCCUGCAUCAUAUGAAGGGCUCUCUUGUGAGUCCUGUGAAAUCGGAUACAGGCGAGUCGACGGUGUACUUCUGAAUGGGAUCUGUGAGCCGUGUCAUUGCAACAACCACGCCACGGAGUGUAGUGACUUCACUGCAGAGUGCUUCGAUUGCGCCCAUAACACAACAGGCCCCCACUGUGAGUUCUGUGCCAUUGGGUUCUAUGGCUACUCUGUCCAGGGCACAAUACGUGACUGCCAGCCAUGUGCCUGUCCGCUACAAAACCCAGAGAACAAUUUCAGUCCAACAUGUGUAUCUGAUCCCAAGUUUGGCUACGUGUGCGAUUCCUGCCCCAGUGGCUUCACUGGCCCAAGAUGUGAGCGAUGUGCUGAUGGUUUCUAUGGCAACCCUAUGGAGGACGGAGGUUACUGUCGCCCCUGUGCUCCUCUCUGUAACAACAACAUCAACCCGGAUAUUCCGGCGAGUUGCGACACACUGACUGGAGAGUGUCUGAUCUGUAUUGGUGAUACAUGCGGGUCACAUUGUGAGCAUUGUAGAGAUGGGUACUUUGGAGAUGCAAUCAAAGCUAAGAAUUGCCAAGAGUGUCGUUGUGAUGAAGAUGGAGCAAUCUCCUCCUUCUGUGAUCGUGAAACAGGACAGUGCGAGUGUAAACCCAACGUCAUUGGGCUAUCGUGCGAUCAGUGUGCUCCUGGCUUUUGGAAUCUGGAAUCUUUACUUGGCUGUCAGUCAUGUGACUGUAAUCCUGUGGGUUCAUUGGACGAUACAUGUGAUGUCAUGACUGGCCAGUGUCGAUGUAAGCCAGGAGUGACUGGGAUGAGAUGUGACGAGUGUGAGCUGGGAUACUGGAACUUAAGUGAAACAGGAUGCCAAGCUUGUGAUUGUGAGUUCAGCGUGUGGUGUAAUCCCGUCAACGGUCAGUGCUCUUGUCCGCCAAACACCGUCGGUCAGAGAUGCGAGAGCUGUGCUGAUGACCACUGGGGCUAUGACAUUCACACUGGAUGUAAGCCAUGUAACUGCAGCGCUGAAGGUUCCUCAAGAUCUGACUGUGAUCCAACCAAUGGACAAUGCAGCUGUAAGAGGAAGUUUGUCGGGCGCCGUUGUGAUGAGUGUCCGUUUGGUUACCGUGACUACCCGAGAUGUAAGCGAUGCAAGUGUGACGAAGUUGGAACUGACCCUACCUCUUGCCAGAAUGGAAUGUGCCAGUGUGCUGAUGAUUCACAAUGUGCCUGCAAGGCCAACGUGAGAGGGAAGAAGUGUGAUAAAUGCAUCAAUAAAUCCUUCAGUCUGCGGGCAACUCUACCGGAGGGCUGCACGAGCUGUUUCUGCUUUGGGAUCACCGACAACUGCAGACAGACUGACUUAGUCAGGAAAGACUUAAGGAUGUCGUCCAGAACCAAUGACUUUUCCGUCAGUGACGUUUUCUACAGCGUACCAACCCAACGUGGUGUUACAUUCACCACAGAGCGUGUUGAUCUUAAUGCCACCGAAGCCUUUCUCACUCUGAAUGUAGACGAGCUUUACUGGAAUCUACCCAUUGCUUUCGUUGGAAAUAAGGUGUCGUCAUAUGGAGGCAAUCUUAGUUUCACCCUGGCCUAUCGACUGAAACCGCCAUCCAUCUCGCCAGUGGAUUCCACGGUAGACAUUAAGAUCCUUGGCGUUCGCUAUGCAGUCACCCUAGACACGCCAGAGCUACUCCCUGAUGUUAAACAAGCAUUCAGUAUUAAACUACUGGAGCACAACUUUCAGCUCCAGCCUUUCGGCAGACAGCCAACCAGAGAAGAGUUCAUGAUGGUUCUACAAGACAUCCGAGCUAUCCUCAUCCGAGCAACAUACGGACCAGAUACUGUCUACUCACUCAUUGACGACGUUGUUCUAGAGACCGCUGGUCCAGUCAGGGGUGAUAUCAGUGGUGACCCAGCCAUUGGAGUAGAGCAAUGUGACUGUCCCACCGGCUACACUGGGCUGUCAUGUGAACGCUGUGAUUCAGGUUACUUCAGGUUAUCUGGUGGAGACUACCUUGGCACCUGUGUGCCCUGCGUCUGCUUUGGACAUUCCGAUAUCUGUGAUGAUAGGACAGGCCUGUGUGAGGAUUGUCAGCACAACACGACCGGCCAACAAUGCAACAUCUGUGAUGUUGGUUUCUAUGGCGAUGCAACAGGUGGUACCCCGUCUGACUGCAUGCAGUGUGCUUGCCCAUCCCUGGAUCCUGCCUAUAACUUCAGUCCAACAUGCAUAUUAGAUCCAUUGGAUGGUCAACACAGAUGUACAGAUUGUCAAACAAGCUACUUUGGGAGAUACUGUGAUAGCUGUGAUGACGGUCAUUACGGUGACCCGACCACACCCGGUGGCACCUGUCAGCCCUGUGAUUGCAACACCUACGGUUCAAUCUCAUCAGUCUGUGACAAGACUACAGGUGACUGUCUGUGUGUGGAGGGAAUCACUGGGGAAAACUGCGACCAGUGUGACGAAGGGUCGGGAUACGUCGUCACUGAAACAGGAUGCUCAUCCUGUUAUGGAAACUGCACUGGCCUCCUCCUGACAGAGCUAGACCGUUUAGAGCAACUUCUUCAGGAACGCAAUUUCUCCAACAUUGUUGUAGCUCCCUGGGAAAAGUUACGAGAGAUGGAAAAUGCUACCAAACUCAUUAAGAAGAGAAUUGAAAUGCAAUUGGAAGCUCUCAACAUCACCAGGGAACUACUUCAAGACUUGCCAGACGCAAGCAGCUUACAAGAGGACGCAGACAGCCUAGAAAUGAGAGCUAACAGCACCAUGAUCAAUGCAACAUUAUUACGAAACAAGGCUGAGCGAACGACCCUACGUGCUUUGGAUGCAGAGGCUAAUAUCACAGCAAUAUUUGACCGAAUAAAAGAUAUUGUGGGAGAAAUCAGCAACAUCCGUGAGGAGCUUGGCAAGGAGCUGUCUCUGGAUGAGUCUACUGCCCUCCUGGUGGAGGCACGCCAGAUUGUCAUGGACAUCUCCGACAGAGACAAUCUGUUCAUGUAUUCACAGCUGGGAGCAGAUGUAGAACUUGGGGAAGCCAAUAAGACAUUAGACAAAGCCAGGAAUUUCUUUGACGACAUCCUCGAUUUACAGCCAAUGAUUGAUCGUGGCCGCUCUGCCAUCGGAAACUUCACCAAGCAACUGGAAUUCCUGAUAGAAACAAGCCGCAAGGCUACCAACCAAUCUGGGAAUGCAACCAACAUCAACCAAGGCAGUAAUACUUUGAUGGAUUUGAUACAGAACAUUACAACGCAAACUGAAGACUUGAAGGAGACGAGCAAAGGGAAACUAACUGAAGCCCAUGAAUUCAUUGACAAAGCUUGGGAUCUGUUAGCUCUAGCCAACGCCUCUGGAGUGGGUCUUAGAGAGGAGUUUGCUCUUCUCUCCAAUGUGACAUCAGACUUGGGCUUCAAGGUGGGAAUCAUCCAGCAGAACUCCUUCGGCUUGGAUGAGUUAGUCCAGAGAGCUGAGGCACAUGCAGAGAAACUGAAAGGACAGGCACAACACUUGCAAGAAUUAUUUCAACCCACCAAAGACUAUGCAGAGGACUCCAUCCGAGCUGUCAAUGCUUACGGUCAGAUUCUGCUAGCCAUAGAUGAAGCUGAGCAGGCAGCUGGACAGGCCAUGGUUGCUGCUAACAAUGCCAGUUAUCAAGUGAGUCACCCUGAGCCCCUGGACAUCCUAGCCUUGCUGUCUCUAGAAAAGAGUCUCUCCCUGGACACUAACAACCUGUUCCCUAGAUUGGAAGAGUUGGAGGCAAUGCUAGAUGGGGUGCGGAAUGAUAUCACCAUGGUUACUGAGAAGAACGAUGAUGCGGAGAAGCGAUUGAGAGCCAUACAGGAGGCACUGCCUCCACUAAAAAUUGAUCUAACGACACCUGCACAAGAAGCUUUGGAUUUAUCCAUGUUAGCUCUGAACAAAGCAGAGAAUGUUGGAAAUAGAAUAGGAGGGAUCUCAAGACAGCUACCCGAGAUGGAGAAAAAAAUAGAACAAUUGAAGGAGGAUGUAAGAUUUGUGGAUGACGCCCUGGAAAUUGUCGGCAAUGCAACCAGGUAUUCUCGAUCCAGUGUCAACCAGAUUCGUCGGCUGUCCUCGUCAUUGAAUGGACAGGCCAAUGACAUGAAGGCACUGGAAGGCGACAUGGCGGUGGACCUCAGCAAGAUUAGAGAGAAGAUACGUCAAGCUCGCAACCAAGCAUCUAAGAUCAAAGUAUCAAUGUACUCCACCGGUGACUGUGCACGCUCCUACAAGCCUCAAGUCAGCCCGUCCACAUACAACUCUCUGAUCAUGAACGUCAACAUCACAAGCCCAACCAAUCUUCUGUUCUACAUCAAGAGCAACAGCAGUGAUGAGUUCAUGUUGCUGGAGACAAUCAACGGAAAGCCGUUCUUUCGUUGGAAUGUCGGAGCAGACGUUGGCUCCAUCAAGUCAUCUGAGGUCAUGCAACUGAAGGAAUGGUACAGGAUAGAGGCACAGAGGAUUGGUCAUGCUGGCUCCCUCAAAGUCCAGAAGUUGAUCUCAGAGGAGGACAACUCUAACCCAGAGAACACCAUGGAGCCUCCCGUAGUCUUGACGGGCAUGUCGGCCGUCGGGUCUAGCAUACUGGAUGUUGAUAGCUCCAGUCUCAUGUUUGUGGGAGGAAUACCCAGAAAAUAUGAUAGUGUUGUACAAGGAGUUGAAAGCAGAGAGUUCCGGGGUUGUAUGGGCGAGGUUAUCUUAGACGAUGUACCUGUGGGAUUGUGGAAUUUCAAGAGCAUCGAGGGACAAUGUCAGGGAUGUGGUAACAGCCCCAGCACCUCAGUGGUCGAGGAAGGGGUCUAUAACUUUGAUGGGACGGGUUACUCUCUCAUCCCUCGUCCCAGCAAAGGGGAAUGGAGAGAAAACACAAUUUCCAUUGCUUUCCAAUUGAAGACGCAAGCCGAAGAGGCACUGCUUUUCUACAUGGCUUCUUCAGAUCAGCGUGACUAUAUGGCCAUUGAGCUGAUUGACGGUUACAUGGUGGUCUCACAUGAUCUUGGCAGUGGAACUGGUAAAGUGUCCUCACGGGAAAGAGUCAACACAAAUACUUGGAUAUCUGUUAGCGUCAUAAGGAAUCGAGGGAACAGCAUUUUCUACAUCGACAACGUAUGGCAGGGAAACGGUGUAUCUGCAGGAACGCUGACGGGAUUAACCAUCGAGGAAUUUGCAUAUCUUCACGUCGGAGGCGUGCAAAGCUUCUAUAAUGUCAGGCGCGAUGUAACCACUCAGCCAUUUUAUGGAUGCAUCAAGUUCUUUGGUCUGUACGGUAACCAGCAGAACCUACUCCAGCCUGGUCUGUCAACAGGCGUUGAAGAUGGAUGCGUCAAACGAACCGUUCGGAGUCUGGGCCUACUAGAAGGUGCUCAGGUCAAGAUGCGUAACAUUGCCCUGGGAAAGAUAGCCGAUGUCUCUCUAACCUUCACCACCGCACAAGAGACUGGUAUCCUCCUGGCUGCCGGGAAGAUGGUGGAAGAUAGGACUAGGCGAGACGUGGACCCAGACCAAACUGAUGUAUCUUACGCUGUUGCGCUGGUUGCAGGUCGGAUCAGGGUUCAUAUCAAUGCAGGACAGGGACUCUUAACACUAACGACCCGCUCAUCUGCAGGUGUAUUCAAUGAUGGCAGGCCGCAUGUUGUGCUACUUCAAAAAGAGGAUUUCAGCAUUCGAUUGAUCGUCGAUGACGUAAUCGCUCGUAGCGGCAGACUCCCAGGAAGUGAGAGUUUGAUCCCAGUCACGUCCCCCUUGUACAUCGGCAGCGUACCUGCCUCAGUCAGGCUAGGCCCUGGCUUGCAGGAGAUGAGGCCACUGGUAGGAUGUGUCAAGGACCUGGUCAUCAUGGGAAGCCUUGUUGGAUUUGAGUCGGCCAGCUCUUUCAGCAACGCAACCAUUGGGAAGUGUAGCAUUGUCACCCCAAUCCCACCAUCAGAUAUCACUAAAGAAUCCACUGAUCCUCCUGUCUUGCAUGACUCUCCCGCUACGCCAGGUGAUGUUGAAAACAUAACAGAACCGAGUACGAGUACCACGUUUUCACCCAUGGGCUGUGCCUUGGCCAGGGAACCAUCUGCAAUCGCCAACGCCGUGCGAUUCGGUUUGUCGAUGGAUAGCCACAUUCAGAUAGCCAUCGACCCACUGCAGUUCGGCAAAGUGUUUUCUGUGAAUGUUGAGCUGCGGACCUCCUCCCAGGAAGGGAUGAUCUUCUUCCUGGGUUCCGACUCCAACCCUGACAUCUACUGCUCUGUGCAUCUCAAGAUGGGAUACGUCUUCUUCACCUUCAGUAGUGGGUUGAAGAAUGGUAACAGGAAUGUCUUGUCACACCACGCGAUUGAUGAUGGACAGUGGCAUGUUGUCAAAGUCUUGAAGAAUCGUAAGACCAUCUCCCUAACCCUAGAUGCCCACGAGACGCAGAAGGAGAAAUUCUCCAGAAGGGUCAACAUGGUGGACUUUGACUCACCUCUUUAUGUUGGCGGGGCUCCCUCUACCGACACUAGAACUAUCGAUGGAAUAGCAAUGCGGAGCUUUGAGGGUUGUAUACGUAAGAUUAGCGUCAACCAAGACGAGAUGGAUCUAAUGCAGCCUCAGAUCAGUAACAGAGUUACUCCUUGCUUCAUGAGUACUGAACCGGGAGCAUACUUCAGAGGCACGGGAUACGCCAUACUGAAUGAGCCAGUAGCAAUGGACGUGGACUUUGUGUUAAGCUUCAAGUUCCGCACAGCGCAACAGUUUGCCGUGCUUCUAUCCAUCCAAGAUAAUAAAGACGGGGGUCUUGCCUUAGAAAUCAUCAACAGAGAACUUGUCCUACGUGUUGAUAACAACCUGAACGGUCCGCGUCGCAUCACAUUCAACGGAGCCACUCAGGACAUUGCACUGUGUGAUAAUCAGUUUCACAUGGUGCAUGUCCUGCAGCAGGGCAGUGAGCUAAGACUGUUUGUCGACGAUGACAACUUUGAGUAUAACGGUGACGACGGGGCGACGGCGGAGACGAAUGGUACAAUAUCAGUUGGAGGUUUUCCAGAGCCAAUGUGGCAGCACUCAGGAACCAUCAAGACAGCCUUCAAUGGAUGCAUUCAAGACUUCCGUAUCAACCUGGGUAGACCUUACAUCUUCCUGUCUGCCUCAGAGUCAAUUGACGUCAUCCCAGAUCAGUGUCCCCUCACCUAGUUUCCCAAGACACCAGUCCUAAGAUGUCAACUCAGUUUUUGUAGGUAACGCUGCCAGAGUUCUUAAGGUGCUUUCACGGUGCUUUCAACAAUCAAUACCAAGUCAAUCAUCCCGACGCAAAUUCCAUUUCAUGAAUAAUUGAAUAGUUUGGUUGCGGUAACUG
Messenger RNA from Patiria miniata (bat star), 9514 nucleotides. Its product is annotated as laminin subunit alpha-2-like. The record is from RefSeq and is a predicted model, not a curated record. Gene Ontology annotation, biological process: regulation of embryonic development; regulation of cell adhesion; regulation of cell migration. The coding region runs from base 1 to 9351 and encodes 3116 amino acids. Gene Ontology annotation, molecular function: signaling receptor binding. Lineage: Eukaryota; Metazoa; Echinodermata; Asteroidea; Valvatida; Asterinidae. The transcript is spliced from 62 exons.